CCUAUGUCACGAAAAGAGGUAAAUCCGGCCCUGUCUACAAAUAUAUUAAAUGCAGUGUACAUCUAAUGUAACAUUAUAUCAGUACAUGGUUGACUGUAUAUAAUUUUGCAUUUUUAUGUAGACUAAGUUAUUUAACAUUAAAUAUCACGGGUAACUUGAAUUUGCUUUGAGCCUUUUGCAACAUUUCUUUCAAGACAAGACAUCCUCCAAAUGGAGCCUAAAGUAACAAUUGGAAUCUACAUUAAUGAUGAUACCACACCUCGAGAGAAAAGACCCUGGGAGCAGGCACACCCUCUUCAAUCAGUAGGUGGCGGUAAUGCACCCUUUUUCGCUGGUUUGCCAAACCGCCAUAAAACACCAGAAGAAGACGACGAAGAAGACGCAGAAUGCAGCGCUGCAGUGAAAUGGCAGAAGCCAUUAUUUCAUUGGGCGAGGAUCAGUUCAGCUGUCCGAUCUGUCUGGAUCUACUGAAGGAUCCAGUGACCAUCCCCUGUGGACACAGCUACUGUAUGAACUGCAUCACCGACUGCUGGAAUCGAGAUGAUCAGACGAGAGUUUACAGCUGCCCUCAGUGCAGACAGACCUUCACUCCAAGACCUGCUUUAAAUAAGAAUGUGAUGCUGGCUGAAAUGGUGGAGAAAUUGAAGAAGACAAAAGCCCAAACAGCUCGUCCUGCUCUGAGUUACUCUGGACCUGGAGAUGUGGAGUGUGACGUCUGCACAGGGAGAAAGUAUAAAGCUGUCAGGUCUUGUCUGAUGUGUCUAAACUCUUACUGUCAGUCUCAUCUAGAACAACAUGACAGUUUCUUUAAAGAUAAGAAACACAGUUUGAUUAAUGCCACUGGACGACUCAAGGAGAUGAUCUGCUCUCAACAUGACCGACUGCUGGAGGUUUACUGUCGCACAGACCAACUAUGUAUUUGUUUGUUGUGUACAAUGGAUGAACACAAAAAUCAUCACACUAUUUCAACUAAAGCAGAGAGGACUGAGAAACAGAAACAGCUUUGGGACAUAGAAAGAAAGUUCCAGAAGAGAAUCCAGGAAAGAGAGAAGGCGAUUCAGGAGCUGAAAGAGGCUGUGAAGACUCAUAAAGUGAGUUUCAAGGGGAUUAAGAAUUUUUUAGGCUUUCUCAGGACUCUUUUCAGACUUGUCUUUGUGUCAUAA
Molecule: messenger RNA, 1163 nt
Organism: Sinocyclocheilus anshuiensis
Lineage: Eukaryota; Metazoa; Chordata; Actinopteri; Cypriniformes; Cyprinidae
Product: E3 ubiquitin/ISG15 ligase TRIM25-like
Exons: 4
Coding region: 387-1163 (258 amino acids)
Molecular function (GO): zinc ion binding
Source: RefSeq, a predicted model, not a curated record